AUGGACAAGAUCAAGGCUCUCUUCAAGCGCAAGAAGGACAAGCCAAGCAGCACUGCUGGCACAAAGACAGAAGCACCAGCUGACGCUGCUGUCCCCAAGCCUGCUGAAACUGCGGCUCCUUCCACCGCCGAUCCAACCACGGCCCCUGCUGGCGCUGCUCCCGUCGAUGCUCCCGCAGCCGACACUCCAGCUGAGCCAGCGUCGACUGAAACACCAGCUGUCGAGCCUCCGAAGUAG
Messenger RNA from Exophiala spinifera, 237 nucleotides. RefSeq lists its product as uncharacterized. The record is from RefSeq and is a predicted model, not a curated record. The transcript has 2 exons. NCBI's taxonomy places the organism in Eukaryota, Fungi, Ascomycota, Eurotiomycetes, Chaetothyriales, Herpotrichiellaceae. Bases 1 to 237 code for a protein of 78 amino acids.